UUUUUAUGUUAAAUAUGUAUUUAUUUAUGUCAUAAUUGUAACGUUAAUUUUUGUGUAUGUGCAGAUGACAAAUUCUGAAGAGGAGAACACACCAAAUAGGCAAGGCCCAACAAAGAAUAACAAUAUAAAUAAUCAAAAAGCUAAGGGAAUAAAGAGAAAUAUUGUUUAAUGGUAAGGGUCAACCUAUAGGGAAAGCAUAUGGCGAGAUGCAAUCAUACCUUGGAGUUAAAAGUAGGAGAACAUUCUCUCUCAAUUAUAAGGAUUGGAGACAAGUCCCACAAGAAUUAAAGAAUAGAAUAUGGGAGGAUGUAUAUGGUGGUUUUAACAUUCUAGAAAAUUGGAAACCAGAAUUAAUUAAAUGUGCGGGAAGAAUGAUGAGAGAUUUUAAGACCAACAUCACUAGCGACUACAUCUACCAUUUGGCAAAAGAGGGUAUGAUAGAUGAACUCCAAUUCCUUCCUAAGAAAUAUCCAGAACUUGACCUAGAAGAUUGGAGGACCUUUGUUAGCCACCGUUUAUCUCCUGAGUUUAUGGCUUUGCGAGAAGCACAACGUGAAAGAGCUCUCAAAUAUACUUCGAGGCAUCGUACAUCUCGUAGAGGGCUUGCCAAUGGUAGAGAGGACUUGAAAAAUGAACUAGGUGUGGCAGAUGUAGAACGGUACCAAGUUUGGAUAAGAGUACAAGAAAAGAAGAAGGUUCUUGUCACAGAUUUGGACAAACAAAUUGAAGCAAGAAUUAAUGAGCUGAAAGAAAAAGUUAGUAGUGGAGAAAUCAUUGCAAAGGGUCGGAAUGACAUAUUAACGCAAGCUUUAGGGACACCUGAGCACCCAGGCCGUGUUAGAGCACUUGGGUCAUUUGCGAAGAUUUCGUCCGUCUUUGGAAGAAAACCAAAAAUAGCAAAAGAAAUGGCUGAUGUUGCUAGUAAGAAAGAUGCAGAAAUUGCGAGGCUCAGAGCAGAACUUAAAGCUUUAGAGGAGGAAAGAGCUAAACAAGCAGGUGGGAUAGAUGAUAUGGAUGAACACGACAACGAUGACGAGCAGAAUGACGAAGAAUAUCACACAUCGUACAUGCAGGAUGACGUGCCUCCAUAAUUUACAACUGACGAAUACGCGAGGGUGUGAGUCACCAAAAUGUUACAAGAGGAUGCUGAAAUCCCAUGUUCUGUUGGGGAGAUACGAUGUUCGAGAUACCUAUGAUGUAUUCAUUCCUUGGCCAAAAGAAUUAAUUAUGACUGAUCAGGGUCCUAUAAAAAAGAAACCUCCUAUGUCAACAAGCCCAUCCAAGGAUAAGACGAACCGUAAUUCUCUGACUAGCCCACAUCUGUCAUCAGCUGGAUCUCAUGUCAAUCCAGAAAACACUCUGAUAGAAGGCCAACCAUUUCCCGAUCACAUCAUGAAUCGCAUCCAUGUUAGCCUUCAGUUUAUGGUGAGAGAAUUUUGCAGAGUUAAGGGAAUAAACACAGUAGUCUCAAUUCUAGUGGACCCAUCAUUCAUGAAUCGCGAGUCAAUCUUUAUAACUUCAGAGGAUGUAGAACAAGUUGCUGCUUUGCAUAUGAUUGGAGGCUCAACAAUGAUAUUCGGACUAAGAUGCAUUUGAGAGUCCCUAUUUCCAAAUCAGUGUGUCUUUUACAAGUUUUUUGACACUGAGCGUCUUAGCAUUAAUAAUGUUAACGAUGUAGAACGAUCAACCAUUGACUUGGCAAAUUGGUUGAUGACCAUGAAUAGAGUUGGUCAACUAUACUUUAUACCUUGGAACAUACGGGAACAUUGGAUGUUGGUGAUUGCUAUGCCAAAAGGAAAAAUCGUGUUCGUGGAUCCACUGAAAGCACACAAAUGUCCUGAAGAAAUUGAUUCAAUGAUAAUGAGUGCAUAUUAUAAGGCUUCUUCCAAUGAAUUACUCGGCAAUCCUACAAAGAUAUUCAAUGUUUCAUGUCCAAGACAACCACAAAGUCAUGAAUGUGAUUUUUAUGUGUUGAAGUACAUUAGAGAUCUUGUACGGACAUCAAAUGCAAUAGAAACCUUAAAAGAAAAAUUUGAUGGGAAGAAGCAAUAUUGUGAGAUUGCAGACCUAUUGCCAAUCCAACACGAAUGGUUAGGUCGAUUGAUGACAUACAUUUAUCAGUAAG
Molecule: messenger RNA, 2125 nt
Organism: Humulus lupulus (European hop)
Lineage: Eukaryota; Viridiplantae; Streptophyta; Magnoliopsida; Rosales; Cannabaceae
Exons: 12
Coding region: 207-1091 (294 amino acids)
Source: RefSeq, a predicted model, not a curated record